This is a messenger RNA of Homarus americanus (American lobster), 11335 nucleotides long. RefSeq names its product putative mediator of RNA polymerase II transcription subunit 26. NCBI's taxonomy places the organism in Eukaryota, Metazoa, Arthropoda, Malacostraca, Decapoda, Nephropidae. Bases 191 to 1579 code for a protein of 462 amino acids. The record is from RefSeq and is a predicted model, not a curated record. The transcript has 6 exons.
GUCCUCCCUGCGCAGGGCGAGAGUCGUCCUGCCGCAGCAGCCGAUCAGUGUUGUUUGGUAAACAUCGGGGAGGAGGUUUGUUUCUGCUACACGUCCCUCAUUAUCUCCUGCAAAUCCUUUAUGACAGGACUUCCUCAACCAGUUUAACCUGAGGAUCCUUGAUCCUAACUUGGAGAGGUGUGGCAUUACAAUGAACUUCCCUGAGGUGCGGUCUGUUGGAGGCAGUGUAGGUGGUGGUGUAGGCAUUGGUGCAGGUAGCUUAGGUUGUACCUCUGCUGGAGGUGACUCUAACCUUACUGUUACCUCACCUGCCUCCCCACCACCAGAAACAGCAGCUUAUAUGGGUUUCCAAACUACGUCACCCCUCUCGUCUCCUCAAGCUAGUUACCCACCAGUGUCCCGUCCCAGCAUAGCCAGCAUGUGGGGUAUUGGAGGCUUCACAACACCACCCAUGCCACCCCCACCCGUUGUGUGCCCAAAUACCAUUGCCUCAACCCUCGGCAUUCCACAGAUGCCCAGUGCUACUUACUUCAACUCUCGAGCACCAAUGGGUUUUAACUUCAGGAUGGCAGGUUCUCACUUAAAUGGCAUACCCUUUGUUUUUAAACGCAAGCCAGAGGAGGAACCAGAAGCAGUAAAGCCAGUGGCCAAACAGCACAUUAGUGAGGAGAGAAUGGCAGCGCACCUUAAUUCACUGCACCUCUCAGAGAGUUUCUACAACCACCGACUUGGUAAAAAAAGUUGUUCUGAUGUCAAUGAUAUGGUGCUGGAGGACGAAGCUGAUGAAGGUUUAGGAGAGGACGAUAUUUCACGACCAUGGAAAUCUAGAUCCAAAGGCCCUGCUUGCCUUGUAAUAGCUGAUGAAGUAAAACAAAUUAUCCCUGGAGAAUCACAGCUUCCAGCAUCCUUAUUAAAAAAAUUAACCAAACCGAGCAUGGAGGUGGUUUUGUGGCAGCCCCCGGGAAACAUUAUCAGAAACAUAAUUAAGCCAAGCAUACCCACUGAGAUAGAAGUUGUGGAAAGCAAAAACUCUUCCUCCGACUCCUUGGUAAAUCCUCCUAACUCAACAAGUACUGGGGAAACAUCCACCAGCAGCUCUCCAGACUCGGGUAUCUCUGUCUCAUCACCGCCGCCAUCAUUAUCUUUUCUCAGGCAGAAUUCCACAGCAUCAUCAUCAUCAUCCUCCUCACAGUCAUCCUCAGCAUCGUCAUCAUCGUCUUUGUCAUCCUCAUCAUUAAUAUCAUCAUCGUCGUCAUCCUCACUUGGUACAGGCAUUGCAGCAUCAUCCUCAGAUGUUAACGAUGAUUUAUUGUCUCUGCCGUCUACUUCGUCUGGUUCUCGGGGAGGAUACUUGCCCUCCCUGAGAAGGCCUGCCAGCCCAUUACCCGACCCCAUGGCAGACGACGACUUCUCCGAGCGCAUGGAAUUUAACAAUAACAAUAAUAAUGCGCCCAAUUUCAUGUGGCUGGAAGAAAACAAUAAUACCGCGUUACUCGAUCUUAAUGCCGUCGAGCCCCCCAGAACUCCACAGUUAGAGGACUUGCCUGAUUUGCCUGACUCUGAUGACAUGGACUUAUAACACUGCCAGCGUGGGAUAGUUCUAUGUGCCUACUCACACCUUUAGUCACUCUUGGCAGGUACUGAGUGUGUCUCAAUGUGAUGGUAACAAAAGAAACUAUUUGGCCUCUUCUCUAAAGAAAAAAUACGAUACUUUGUACUGUAGUGUUAAACUUUGGAUGCAUACGAUCAUCAUAUAUUUGAUUAUGAGAACCAACACAAUAUUACCUUACAUGUAAAAAUAAAUAGCUGCAGUAACCAAUUCUUGUACAGUAUACAUUACCUUUGCCAUACUUUUUUUUUCAUUAGUUUUAUUUCUUGGCCAACUGUUUGUUUUGAAGCUGCCCAUUUACUUGCAUAAUAAGAAAAUUGCUUUUUACAGAAAUAUCUCGAAUUACAAGUUUUAAAUUUUUACUCUUAUAUUUAAGUGUUUGGGUAAAAGAAAAUAUUUGCAUUUAACAUCAGGAAUUACAAUUUAAUACAAAUAUCAGCAAGGAUCAUUAACAACUGAAUUUAGUAGAUUUUCUAAGGUUUAUAAAAUGGUUAAUGUUUAUUACAACUGCUGUUAUUACACUCAGUGAAAUACAGUUAGGACAGCACUAGUUGGUUCAGGUCAUUGAUUCUUUAAUGCAAGUCUGGAAACUUUCUGGGCAUUCUUUAUAAAAAGUAUAUGUAAGGCAAGAAAAGGUUCAUCAUACACAAAGAUGAUACACUGCAGCUGUCUUUCUAAUUGUCUUCUGCUGAAAGGUAAUUCUGAUAUAAACUUGAAGAUGUGUCCACACACCAGUAUACUCGUACAUGUACUAAGCACAUGCCUUACAUUUGGAACUGAACAACUUAACUGUGUCAGAUUUAAUAUUAUUUAUAUCUGUCACCAAACUAUGAUGAUGAGAAAAUUCUUAUGUUUGUUUUACAUUUGCACAUUUUCUUUCAUUGCAAACUAAUAAUUUUUAGGUAUUAAAAGUAGCAUGUAUUUUUACAAUGCUUAGUGUAGAAGUAAACAGCUAUAUAUUGAUUUAUAUUCUCACAAGAUACUGUUUGGAAUCACGAGCCAUUGAGAAUUAUUACGAGUAUUUGCAAUCUCUGAGGACGAGCUGAAACAAGUUGGGGGAGAAGAAGAUAACUGCAAACUGUUCUGUGUUCCCCAGAGCCAGAAUGAAAUUGCAUGAGGCUGGUACCUAUUGUUAUGAUGCUGCUGCAGAGAAGGGAAAACUCUGCCAUUAUCAGUAUACAGUACAAGCACCAAGCAGCUGAUGAGAGAGAGAGUUUGUUAUCUGUAAAUGAAGAAAUAAAAUGUUGGGCAUCAAGUUUAGUAGUGAUGUGGAUUUCAGUAUUAUUAAUAUUAUUAUUGAAGCCAUCCUCCAUCAUAGUAGGAAAAGGCAUAAAAAAUUUUGAAGAAAAAAAAAGUGAGAAAAUAUUAUCAUUGUUAUUACAGUAUAUGCUAAUGAGUGAUGCUAGGCUGUAUGAAGGGACGGGGGUAGACCAGGUAGAUAUUUGGGGCCUUGUUGUGGUAGGGGAGCACUGUAGUAGAACACAUCCUUUACACCAUUGAAAAAUAAUGUCUUUUUGGUGGGAGACCGUGUAGUCGCUCUCCAUUCUGUCCUCUCUGAAUUAUAGCAGGACGAGGCUUAGAAGAGUGAAGAUGUUAUCAUGACUGUAUUACUAUCAUAUUUUUUUUUUUUACUUAUUUUGUAAGAGAACUGAAUGAAUCCUUUCCAUUUAUUCACAUAGUCAUAUAUGUUAUGUUCAUGAAUAGUGUUUAGAAAUGAAGUACUGUAUACUUAACCCAUGGAACUCUGAAGUUAAGUUUCUCAAUGGGUGAAGGAAUUUGUUCCCUGCUUUUCUUUAUGAUUUUGAAUACUUAUUAUGUCAUAUUUUGUAGAGUAGUGUACAAAUAAUAGUUUUGAUAUAAAUAGCUCAUGAUGUGAUUGUUUCAGAAACUCAUCUUACAUGUAACACAAAGGACAAACUAUUUUUAUUGAGUUACUUUGCCUCUGCUUAGAAACUAAGUAUACAGUAAUGUUUGUUUUUAUGGUUAUUAUUUAGAUGGAAGUUGAUAAAUGUGUUUAUAACCACAAACUUCUUAGUUAAGCGUCUCCUCAUGCUAACACCACCUUAGACUAAAGUCCAACUGUACACAAUAUCACAUGAUAAUGAGUUAAGGUAUAAAUAUAUUCAUGUUCUGUGAUGAGAACUAUGAAGUUAUGAACUUAGUACCAAUGGCCAGGGUCGUAGAGGUCUGCUUUGUUUUCAUCCUGUACCUUAGUCAUACAAAGUUUGUUUGCAAGUGCUUGAGCUUUCAUUGGCACUGAAUAGGCAUUACACAAAUAUUUGAAGAGGUGGAGUAUCUGAUAACAAAGUUGUAUAUUUUGUUAAAAUUACUUCACCAUUAUUGUGUGUUGUACGUGUCUCGAGUGAUCUGCAUUCAUACAUAGAAAUUUAAUGCUGAGGUUUUUGUUAGCAGUGCAGUUUUGACAUACACUGUACUAUCUCCUCAAAGACCUAAUAUACAGUACAGUACACAGUUUUACUUGUGCAUCUUUUGCUUUCUGUGCCUUCCUCAUCCUCCCAUACCAUUGCUUUUACUUCAUCUUCAAUAUCAUCCCAAAAGAUUGUGUGGAGUAUAUUCUUUCAGGUUAAGAGGGUCAGUAUUGUUCAUUGAUUUAAGUUUAGACUUUGCAUAAACCCAUCACUGUGUUAAGCAAAAGGAUACCACUACUUUAUCCUGUCCUGUACUAUACAUGCUCUUUGUGUUUCAGGUGCUUGGAAGACUCUGAUUAGUCAAAUGUUGUUCCUUCAAGUAAAAGACAGUACAUUCAUCAAUGAAACUUGGGGUGUUGUGGGAGGGGGUUACCAUAACAUAACAUACCUAUUAUGGCAAAUGGCAGUCUGUGUUGCUAUUGGUUACACUCAUUCUGCCUAAUACUAUACCAGAAAAAGGCUUGUAAAAGUGGAAAAUAAAAAUAUUUAAGUCAUUUGGAGGAAAAUCGUAGCCCCCUUCUCCAUGCAGUUGAAAGAAAGCUGUCAUUUACCCUUGUAUCAGCAUUAGUGACUACCUCAAAACACUGGUUAUUGAUUACAUCUAUCAGAUGGAAUGGCCAUGGCAGCUACCGCCAGAUGAGUGAGCUCUGUAUUUAAGAGAUUACAAUGGUUAAAUUGGCGCCCAGCACCGAAUGUAGGAUGUGUGGGGUCUCUGGUUUUCUCCUGAUGUUUAUAUUUCUUCUUGAAAAAUCAGUGACGUUUAUUUAAUCACAUAAGAUACUGUAGAUUAAGUUAGGGUAUUCACAUAAGUGUAGUGGCAUAUAUAGUAUUAUAUUACAUGAAACGACUUUGAAAUCUAAAUCAUUACCGGGCUAAGGAAUAAGUUCUACUUUAUAUACGAUUGUAUAAAGUAAUAGAAAAAUGCUUUUUACUUUUUCUUGUGGUAAAUUAUAUUCUAAUAAGUCCAAAUUACAGCCAUGUUGGAUGAGAAGUAAGAGGUCACAGUCAGUAUACUAUAUUAAAUAGUGAAAGUCCUAAGUGUGGGGGAGGGCAGAGUAUAGGUGUAAGAAAAACACUGGAGGGAGAGAGAAUUCAAAGCCUUGACUGGGGGGGAAAAAAGUAGGUUAUCAUAAAAGAUUGUCCGUGAGUCGUAGGAUACCACAUUCUAUCUGUGGGAGGAAGCCGCUAACCAUAUGUCCUGAGAUAAAAUCUUACAAUUCAUACUUGGUCUUACAGCUCCUGAGCACAGUGAAUGAUUUAAGACAGUACUGUACUGUACCUGUAAAAGAGAGGAAGAGACUCAACAUUCUCUCAAAGAGAAAGGGGUGGAAGAGUUAAUGAGGUGGAAAGGUUUUGACACCAUCUUAUCUUAUAGGCAGAAGAUGUUCAGGGGUUUCCAGGGUAGAAUAGGAGUUAUUGUGAUACCUAACAUGUUUUUGUUGCUCUGAUUAAUUAAUGUGUGUUGGAUAUUAAUGGCUGGGAAAGUAUGAAAUUUAUAAUAAGAUGUAGAACAAAGUAGGCUUGGCAAAUUAAACAGAACUGAUUAAUUACUUCCCCUGCCUGUGAUGCUGUACAGGUCGGGAUGAUGGGAGGAAAUGUGUGCAGCUGUAGCUCAAGAAGGAGAGAAAACAUUGGAAUUUGGGGGAAAUGUGAGUGAGUUGAUGAAUGUAGAAUAGGGUCAAAGAUUGAAGAGGGUACCAGUGGGUGGGAGAUCAGAACCCUAAGGGAUAUCACUGUUCAUUGAGCAAGAAGUAACUACCCGUACCUGUACUGGGAGGAACUACAGUACAGUUUUGGAGAGACUUAUGAAUUAAAGAAGAGCAGGAACCAGGAGGAACAUAGUAAGGCAGUUUAAAAAGUAACAAUACUGUAUGUGCUAUUUAUUUGGGUUUAUUUCCAGAAGCUAAUUUUUCUACUUGAUUUUUUUUAUUAUAUUUAGUCUUCUAUUGUAGUACAAUACCAUUAUUAUUUAGUGAUAAAAUGCUAAUAGUGUUAACUGUAUCGUACUUCUUUUUAUAUUGAAACUGCCAUGUUUAUGAUAAUGCUGUAGAUGGCUAUUGAUAUAUGUGAAAAAUAAUUAGCCAAUUAUGAUCAUAAUAUACAGUACUGUACUAAAUAUUGUAUGAGGGAAUUUAGUUACAGUAGAAAUGAGAGAAUUUAUUUACAAUAAUAAUGAAUAUUAUUUUGAAUGAAAAUUACAGAUGAAUGUUCGUUUAAAUGAAGGAAUGUUAGAUACCCUGGGGUGGAUGUUUCUGUGAAUGUGGCAUAAAUUGAAUCGCAAGUAGUGGAGGGAAAGAAAGUAAUAAGUACAUUGAGAAGUAUCUGAUGAGUCAGAGAUGGGGAUGUACUGUUGCCUCUUCUGCUGCUCCAUGAACACCAAGAUUCAGAACUAGUACACCUGAAGCAGUAGACAUUAUUCUGUUCAUAAGUGCUUUGGAUUCACGAGUCUGAAUCUCAGGAUUUGUGAUUUAGGAGAACUGGCGACAGGAUGUUUGUGGGUGACUGUACAAGGUAUGGAUGUAAGUGGUAAUAAAUUAGAAUAAAUAAGAUGCUUGAUAGUAGUAUGUAGGAUGCAGAGAAUAAGAAAUAAGGUUUGGAAGUGAAAGAGUGAAAAAUGGAUAGGGUAUGAAUUAGAGGUGGAUGGUAAUAAGUACAGGGAAAGACCAAGGAAAUGGAUGGAUAGAGAGAGGCAUCAGAUAAGUGGAGUGUACUGUGAAUGACAAAGCUACCUUCCCAAUUUUGGAUGAAUGUAUUGUGGAAUAUACGAGUCUUUCGGCAUGCUGUCUGGGAAACUUUUGAACAGUUGGCGGACCUGGAGAGGACUGAUCCUGAGUUUCAAGGGUAUCUUUGUUGUCCAUUUGUCAUGACUGAAAUAUAUCAUUUUCCAUAUUAACCACUUGGGAUGUUUCGAACCUUGAUAUGCUUCAUGUUCCGUUUAGAGACUUAUGGCUUCUCGUCUCAGAUGAAUCAGCUUACCUAUUCAGACAUAUCAACAUUUCUUACGUAAUUGAGGUUAAUCAUUGACUAUGUCUCGCCAGCCUUAAAUAACUAUCAGACAAAACUGGGAAGAUGGUUCACAUCACUCGCUAUACAUUCAGGAGACACCGAUUUGCAUGGGUGACCCAGAAUUAAGGCAUUGGGUGAUAUUUAGGGAUGGAUGUGUUGUUAAUGGAUGAUGCUAAGUUGUAUGAAGAGACGGGUGAAGCAGAAAGGAAACACCAUAGUAGAACACAUCUAUCAUAGCAUUUAGGAAGAAUAUAUAACAGUAAGUGAAGAAUGGCCUGAAAAGUGGAAAAACUAACUUCUGGUAUAUGUCACACAGGAGGUUGAGUUCCACAGAGUAGUACUGUAGCAUUUAUACUGAACCUUGCUUUUAGGAACUAGUGAUACACAACAUGAAACCUCACAUAUGGAAAGCGGGAGUUGUUUUUAAAAGAAUUAUUGUAUUUAUUUUUAUAUUUUUUUAAUUCGUGUUUAUGUGAAUGAUUUAUUGCCAUGGAUUGUCAUCUGUUUGUCCAUACAAUAUCUGUCUCAACUUUUCACUUCUAAGAAACACCAUGUGACUUACAAUCUGAUGUAGUAUGUUCCCUUAACAUAGUCAGUCUGUUGUCUGUACUGUACGUGGCAUCCCAGUUUGAACUUGGAUACAUAAGGCUUUAUUCUUAAAAUAGAAAAGAAAAGAAUUUAAUGAAUCAGUAAGUGUUUUUUCUGGUCGUUAAUUAAUUAAAUAGUAUUUUUUUAAUUGGAUUUUUUUCUGUGUGCAAAGCUGUAAAUCAGAUGCCUUUUGCUUUAUGAGACAUAAUGUUUCCUUGUUCAUAGAUAACAUUUGAUUGGGUGAUUUUUUUUUUUUUUUAAUAAAUAAGAAGUGUUAUAGUAUCCCAGUUUACAAGUUGAGGGACAACAAUUUUGUCCGUCUGGUUGUAAAAUGUGGCAGCAUUUUCUUGGUCAUUUCAUAGAAGUUUUAGAGGUUGGUAUAUCUUUCUGUGAAUUAUACCUGUGCCCAUUGCCUAUUAUUGUCUCCAUAAAACUGAAAAUUCUAUUACUGGGUACAGUACUGACAAGGUUUCUAAUUCUUACUGCCAAGAUGUAUUGUGUUUCUUCCCUCCCAGUCCUGUUGCCAGCCUUUAGUAUGAGUGAGGAUGUGUUUGGUGUGAUGAUGGACAGCACAAUAUUAAGCUUUUCCUUCACUUUAAUCAUAUAUUCAAAAUGUCUGUAUAAGUGUACUUUAUGCCAGGAGUAUAUUGCCAAGCAUUUUGUUAAUGACCUUGUGAAGAUAUACAUCUUGCUCCUCACUUCAGUAAUAGAGAUCAGGUCAUGUUAACAUUAGUUAUUAUCUUCAUGUCAGCAACCUUUGACUUAUCAUUAUUUAGUGAUUUAGGCUGAGAUCUAAGUAUAUUUCUUUGUAUUCUUUAUGAAGUAGACUCGGGCCAUGAUAUAAGUAAAUCUCUUCAUUUUCUCUAUGAGGCAAACUUCAUGGAUAGUAUGUGUAAUUCUCCACUUGUGUUAAUGAGGUACAGUAGUUGGUGAACAUGAUUGUAUGACUACAUAUCACAGUGUAAUGGAGUUUAUUAUAGAUUUGCAGGGAUCACCACACAGAUAUUUCAAGUACUGUAUAGAGGCUUCCAACAGUGCGUAGGGUUGUGACAGCUAGCGUAAACGAUGUUAUCAUCAAGUGAGCAAACUGACACCUUGUAAAUUCCAAUACAGGUAUACCUAAAAGUAUUCAUUGAUAGUUAGGAUCAUGUGAAUAUUAAACACCCCAACUUAUUUCACAUGAAGAUUAAAAACCCUAAUGUUAACCUAAAUCAACCUCCUCCCACAGAAAGCAUUAGGGUGAUUAAUUUUCAGGUAAAAUAAAGCUGGGGUGUCUAAUCUUGAAGUGAUAUGAUAGUGGUCACCGAGACAUAAGAAAAUUUUAUUUACAGUAUUUUUUUUAGCAGAGCAAAAAGAAUUUUUUGCCUUAGUGCUAAAAAUUCAGGUUCAUGGGUGAUGCUCAUAGAUCAAAUGUGGCAGACUUGUGGUGAUUCCUGUUUUGAAUAUUUGUUGCUCUAUAAAUAUUAGUUAACCACACAUUUUGUAUGCCUGGUAAUAAUCAUACAUAAGUUUUAUAAUUUUGAACUAUAAACAAGUAUAUUUGUAUAAUUACAUUCACUAAUCAAUUUCUUUUUAAUUUAGAGAGAAUUUAAUAAUUGUGCAGUAAUUUAAUGUUAACAAAUUCCCUCAAGUGGAGUUAUUGGGGAUUAUUAAUACCAAAAUAGAACUAAUUGUGCUCUUGACUUGACCACCCAGCACUGUAGUGGGAAAGGGUGUACAAGAGUAAAAUAAAACCGUGAAGAACAUGUGAGGCGUCCCAAAUCGUAAGGUGCAUUCAAGCCAUCUGGGUGAAACCCAUUUUUUGUUGGAAAGCACUAUUUUCGGCUCUAUAUGAUGGUAGUUAAUAAGAUCUCCUUACUACACUGUAAAUAAGGUUGAAAGCCCUUUGAAAAUAAGGUAGAACAUCGAUUUGUGGCAGGCAGGAAAUUAUGGGCUUGGCUUUCGCAUCAUAAGGUGCUCUCAUCCCAUCAGUGAGUGAGUGAAAUGAGCGGGCGGCCAAUCACAGCGGCCAGCCUACAGCCUCCUCCCCCGUCUUGGCCAAUGACAGUGAGUGUCUGCUUUCUAUGUCACGGCCCCUCCAGUGGGCAGAGUCUACACUCUGAUAUCGAUUAAAGUAAAAAAAAAAAUAUAUAAGCCUGUGGGAGUUUUGUUGCUUCAAGUCAACAUUGCAACAACCCAGUACAUUACUUCAUGACGCUCUACCUACCAUCUGCAAGUACAGUCCUUCAGCUUCAAAAUGUAUAAAAAAUGAAUGUUGUAUCUCAAAAAACAACAGUUAUGCAUGUUUGAAGUUGGGAAAACUGAAACGCGGAUUCUCGGUUUAAAAUUUUGGCGCAAAUAAACCAUACGAUCCAGGCACCUCAUGUCCUCAGUAUAUACAGUAAUGUAACUUACUCUUGGUUACAUAAAGGCACACAAUUUAAAUCACCCGAAGAUGAGCCCUCCCAGCCUAUCUCACCUUAAGAUUAGCCACCUUAACAAUACCUUACCCAACCCUCCAGGUAGUUUUAUGGUGUUUAAUUAUCAGGUGAAAUAAGCUAGGGUGUCUAAUCUUCAUUUAAUCCAUGAUUCAUAUUCCCUUUUCAUUUUUCAAACAUAUUGCUUGGUUUACUUGUUUUGUAAGUAUUUGUCUUAGUUAUAUAUUGCAGUACAGUACAGGUAUCUCUUUAUUUUCCAACAUUCCGUCAUAUAAGCUUCAUUUUAUUCUCAUUUGCGUUGUUUUUAUCGUACAAACACAAUAUGAAUUUCGUUUGGCACGGUUACUUGUAGUUCUCGGCAGAGCUUGGAACUUUGGCUCUUUCUUUUAGGCCAGACUACAACACUGGCACUAACUCUGCUCUGCUACUGAUGGAAUGAUGUGUUGUACUGUAUUUUUUAUUUCAUCAUUUUAGUCUGCUGUAAUCUUGAUUUUAUAUUACAAGAGCAUACUGUACAGUACUUGUUUUACAGACUUUUAUUUGAGUUACUUACAUUUAUUUUACUGUACGAUACAGUAUUUUGAUUCUUUGUAAAUAGGUGAACUUGAAAGCAACAUUGCUAGCUUUAAACUUGAAUAUUUUCCUACAGUUGCAUUUGAUGUAUUAGUAUUAUAUUAAAGACAGGAAUGCCUCUUAACCUCAAAUGUAUGUUUCAAGUAAGUAUAGAAAAUUAUUGUCAAAGUAUGCAACAAUAUUGACUUUGAUAUUACUGAAGUUGUAUGCAAAUGAUUUGUGUUCAAUAGCCUGUGAACAAAUAUGCAUAUUUCAGUACAUUAUCUCCAGCAGGGUACUGUAUAAGCCAAGCGGACACCUUACCUUCCUUCACAUGCUCUGCUUUGGAGGUCAACACUAUUUUUUAUUUACAUUGUUGUAUUUUAUGUUCAACACGUUUCAGUAUUUUGACAUACAGUAGUCUUUUAUGCAAGUGUGUACCGGUAGCUGUUAAAAUCUUGCAAAUCUUCAAUUUUAAAUCAUACAUAUGCACUUGAAAUGUUAAUGUUGAGAUAAUUGUUGGAGUUGCAUUUAAUUACAAUGAUGAAGGUAGUUUUAUACAACAUACCAUAUAGUCAGUACAGUACAGUGUUCUGGUGUUGCCGUGAGCGAACUGUCCGUGUUAAGAGUUCUUGGUUUCAUAAAGUUUCAACUAAGUUUUAGUGUUUAUGUUUGAACAGAUUUUGAUGACAUAACUACAUUAUGUAUAACUAUUAAUAAAACUUGUUUAUACA